Messenger RNA from Auxenochlorella protothecoides, 1788 nucleotides. Its product is annotated as Nucleolar MIF4G domain-containing protein 1. Bases 1 to 1788 code for a protein of 595 amino acids. Lineage: Eukaryota; Viridiplantae; Chlorophyta; Trebouxiophyceae; Chlorellales; Chlorellaceae. The transcript has 6 exons. Gene Ontology annotation, biological process: ribosomal small subunit biogenesis. Gene Ontology annotation, cellular component: nucleolus. The record is from RefSeq and is a predicted model, not a curated record. Gene Ontology annotation, molecular function: RNA binding.
AUGGAGAAAGAGGACGUGGCGGUCAUGCUCAGCGUAGCGGCGGACGUGGAGCUGAGAGUGGCCACAGGGGUGGCAGGUCGGCUGGUCCUGGUCGGGGGACUGCGACGGGCUCUGAACAGGAGGCCAGCCGUGGAGGCCUCGGCAGAGGACGACGCGGAAGGAGCCGGGGAGGUGCUCACCGGCUCCGAUGGAUCUGUCGCGGGGCUGGCAGCAGAGCAAGCCCUGCAGGCUGAACUGGCACGCAAGCUGGGCAUGAAAAAGGGGAGAGGUCUGAAGGAAGUGGGCGACGGCCUGGACGACCUCGUCCUCGGUGACUCCCGCGUGGCGCGCGCGGUGCGCGGCCAGCUCAACCGCCUGGCCGAGUCCAACCUGCAGGGCAUUGUGGGCGAGCUGGCGCGCAUGCACCGUGACGAGGCGCGCCGUGCGGCCUUUGCGGCUGUCGCCGCCGCCGCCGUGGCGGGGUUGGCGGCCAGCGUGCGCUCCGCCGGCGUGAUCGCGGCCUUCCUAUCUGCGCUGGGAGCGCGGCUGGAGGCCUCGCUGCGCGACGACGGUGACGCCCUGGCGGCGCGCAACCUGGCGCUGGUGGUAGCGCAGCUGCACGCCCUGGGCGCGCUGCGCGCCGAGCUGGUGAUGUCCCUGCUGGACGCCUGGCGGCGCCGGUUCGGGGAGGCCGACGUGGCCGCCACCUCCCACUUACUGGGCGCGGCGGGGCUGAGCCUGCGUGCCGCCGACCCGCAGGCCAUGCGCGAUUACAUAGUGGCAGUGACGGAGGCCGCGGCCAACGCGCGCGCGCGCGGCGCGCUGUCGGCCAGGGGCCAGGCGCUCCUGGACCUGGUGAUGGACACCAAGAACAACAGGAAGCGGGACGGCGGGCGGCACGCGGUGCUCUCCCCCACCACCCUCAAGUGGCUCCGCGGCCUGGGUGUGGAGGAGGUGGCGGUGGGGGGCAUCCCCUGGUCAAAGGUGCUGAGCCCUGUCAAGGUGGGUUUCUGGUGGCAGCCCAGCGCCGCCGAUGCGGCGGCCGCGGGGCGCCUGCCCUCCCUGCGCGGCGCCAGCCUGGCGGCGGCGGAGGCCCUGGAGGAUACCCCUGGAGCGGGGGGCCAGACCCCGGCGCAGCUCCUGCGCCUCGCCGCGCGGCAUGGCAUGAACACGGAGGUGCGCCGCACCGUCUUCUGCCUGGUCAUGGGCAGCGAGGACUACGUGGACGCCUUUGAGAAGCUUGUGCGCCUGGGCCUGAAGGGCACCCAGGAGCAAGAGAUUGUACGGGUCAUCGUGCUAUGCUGCUUGCAGGAGGGCGCCUACAACCCCUACUACGCGCUGCUCCUGGGGCGGCUGGGCGCCACCAGCCGCGCGCACCAGACCACGCUGCGCUAUGCCUGCUGGGACGCGCUGGGAGAGGUGGGCCCCAACAUGGACCUGCGCCGGCUGACCAACCUGGCGCGGCUGUGCGCGGACGCGGUGGCCCAGGGCGCGAUGAGCCCCGCUUUCCUGAAGAAGGGGGACUGGCGGGGGGCGCAGUCCGCGCGCCACGUCGUCCUCUGGCGCCUCUUCUUCGAGCACCUGCUGCUGCGCUGCGACGACCCGGCCGCCCUCUUCAAGCCCUGGAGGGAGCGGCCCGCCCUCCAAGAGCUGCGCCGGGGCCUCAGGCACUACCUCCGGCACAGCCUGGGGCCCUGGGCCGCCAAGCAGGAGCCGGGGCAGCGCGGGCGCAGCGCCAGCGAUCUGGAGACCCUGCUGCACAGGGUGCAUGCCGUGGAGAGGGCUCUGGGAGGUGGAAGCGCAGACUGA